UCUUGAAUAAUCUUACAGAUUGUUUGAUUAAUUUCUCUUGUCUGAAUAAAUGUCUCAUGGUUGUGAACACAACUUUUUCCGGUUUUUGUUAGUAUGUGGAUGACGCGUGCAUACCAGGAGACCGUGUCUUUUAAUUUCGUUUUAUAGAUUCGGCCUAAAAUCGUUAAAACAAUGGGCAGACCGUCAAAUUAGAGAUACUGAAAAUUAAUAAUGGUUUUCUUGCAAUUAGAGACCAUGAUCGAAAAAGAUACCUACCUAAUAGACAGCUAUUAUUAAGUAUGAUGCUCGUCUGUCAGCUAGGUUGGUAAUUUGGACGAGGCGUGCACACAAAAAAAUGCUCAUUCCUGGGCUUGGUAUGCGAUGCCUGUCGUGAAUAGUAAAAAGGCCAUAUUUCUCUCUCCAUGGUCUUUUUUGUGUUUGAUUUGCAAAAGUAAGUUAUAGCUGAAAGUGCCUCUUAUAUGAUAUUUGAAGAUACAGAAGUGUCCCAAGACCAAGCGUGGGCAUGGCUUCAAUGGGUGCCGCUUUAACGUUUCUUGUGCUGUAUUUUGGUUAUGCUUGUGCAUAUGUUCGGCCUCCUGCCCGCUCCAUGCUCUCUCUUGCAUCUCAUUCAGCCUCACACACGGAUCCUCAGCAGGUACAUAUUUCUUUGGUAGGGAAAAAUCAUAUGAGGAUCACAUGGCUAACACAGUCCAAAGACGUGCCUUCAGCAGUGGAGUAUGGAACAUCUCCAGGCGCUUAUAUUUCAUCUGCAAAUGGAGAAAUAACUAAAUAUUCCUAUAUGCUCUACAAAUCAGGCUACAUUCAUCAUACCGUGAUUGGACCAUUAGAUGCUGAUAAGACAUAUUACUACCGAUGUGGAGGCUAUGGUCUUGAGUAUAGUUUCAAAACUCCUCCAUCGCAGUUUCCUAUUAGUUUUGCAAUUGUUGGUGACCUUGGCCAAACAGAGUGGACAGCCUCAACUUUAGAGCAUAUACAAAAUUUCAAGCAUGAUGUGCUUCUUUUACCUGGUGAUCUUUCAUACGCAGAUUAUAAACAAGAUCUGUGGGACUCAUUUGCUCAUUUGGUGGAGCCUUUGGCAAGCAGAAGGCCUUGGAUGGUUACAGAAGGAAAUCAUGAGAUUGAAAAGAUUCCAUUAUUAACUCAUUCCUUUGAUGCUUUUAAUGCAAGGUGGCGAAUGCCUUUUGAAGAAAGUGGUUCAGAUUCCAACCUGUAUUACUCUUUUGAAGUUGCAGGGGUACACAUAAUCAUGCUUGGUUCCUAUACAGACUAUGGAAAGGAUUCGGACCAGUACAAGUGGCUUCAGGCCGACUUCUCACGAGUAAAUAGAAGAACAACGCCUUGGCUUAUUGUAGUAUUCCAUUCUCCAUGGUAUAACAGCAACACUGCUCACCAAGGAGAAGGUGAUGACAUGAUGGAAACUAUGGAACCGCUACUUUAUACAGCUAAAGUGGACAUGGUAUUUGCUGGCCACGUGCAUGCUUAUGAGCGAUUUACUAGAGUUUACAAGAAAAACAUUAAUCCGUGUGGUGCUAUGCACAUUACUAUAGGAGAUGGUGGAAAUAGGGAAGGACUUGCAUCCAAAUUUUUGAAUCCACAUCCUCAGUAUUCACUAUUUCGAGAAGCAAGCUUUGGACAUGGUGAACUUUCAAUUUAUAAUGCAACUCAUGCACAUUGGAGCUGGCACCGUAAUGAUGAUGACCAACCAGUUAAAGUAGAUGAAGUUUGGAUCACCAAUCUAAGCAACUCAAGCACAUGUACUGAUAGUGAUGAUAUGGUGAAGGGAUAGUGUCAUGUUGUAAUGUCAUAAAUGAAUUCACUAUUGAUGUUGGCUUUUAUCUAUUUGGUAACUUACACGGUAGUUUGGCAACUUUUGAAGCAUGCCAAAAAACAGAACAGACAUGGGAGGAAUAUUUGACGCAGUCUUGUAAGGCACAUUGCAUCUCCUAUCAAGAGUUGAUAAGAUCAAAGCAAACAGGUAAAAGAGAACAUUGUAAUAGUAGUCGUCCAAUGAAAUUGUAUAAUAUAUCAUAAGUGUAAUUAGCUGAACUUGUGAUUCUUGUUGUUAAUAAACAUUGGAAUAGUGAAAAUUGCAUAUCCAAGCCCUUUUCCUUAAG
Molecule: messenger RNA, 2114 nt
Organism: Cryptomeria japonica (Japanese cedar)
Lineage: Eukaryota; Viridiplantae; Streptophyta; Pinopsida; Cupressales; Cupressaceae
Product: purple acid phosphatase 18
Exons: 6
Coding region: 503-1786 (427 amino acids)
Molecular function (GO): acid phosphatase activity; metal ion binding
Source: RefSeq, a predicted model, not a curated record